Messenger RNA from Phytophthora sojae, 186 nucleotides. RefSeq lists its product as hypothetical. Lineage: Eukaryota; Oomycota; Peronosporomycetes; Peronosporales; Peronosporaceae. The record is from RefSeq and is a predicted model, not a curated record. The transcript has a single exon. The annotation marks the transcript as partial.
CUGUUGAGUUUGCUCUACCAGCUGAAUGGGACAGCCAAUAUCUACACGAUGGACCACCGCGGUACGGGUCGUAGCACGUUCUUGGACUGCGUCGCGGCGGAAGCUACGACCACCAGGUCUCCGGAUGGCAUCGAGUUCGACCCGUCGGAAGUUCCUGCCUGUGCCCAAGACCUCCAGAACAAGUAA